Molecule: messenger RNA, 3954 nt
Organism: Prunus armeniaca (apricot)
Lineage: Eukaryota; Viridiplantae; Streptophyta; Magnoliopsida; Rosales; Rosaceae
Source: the annotation of a GenBank genome assembly
AUGCCGACUUAUUCUAAAACGUGCAUUAAGUUAUUAGCUAUAUAUGAUCCAUUUGGUAUCAGUGAAGUUGAAAAUGUCAUAAAAUACAACAAGGGAAGGCCACCUCUAGUAACUUGUAAGAUGAGGAAGAAGGGAGGGCUUUUCAAGUAUGCAGAUGGUGUGGACAAGUUGCUGAUGGUGUUUGGGACUUUGGGCAGCAUUGGAGAUGGGUUGAUGACACCUCUUACAAUGCUUGUUCUCAGCCGUGUGAUCAAUGAAUAUGGAGGUGGACAAGGCACUCUUAAUUUCUCCAAUGCCAUUGUCGACAAGUACUCACUCAGGCUGCUCAUUGUUGCAAUUGGAGUUGGAGUAUCUGCUUUCAUUGAAGGAAUUUGUUGGACCAGAACUGCUGAGAGACAGACGUCUCGGAUGAGAAUGGAAUACUUGAAGUCAGUCCUCAGGCAAGAAGUUGCCUUCUUUGACAGUCAAGCUAAUUCUUCCAUGACCUUCCAAGUCAUUUCUACUAUCUCGUCUGAUGCCCAUUUAAUCCAAGACACAAUAGCUGAAAAGAUACCGAACUGCCUGGCUCACCUCUCAUCAUUCCUCUUCUGCUUUCCUGUUGCCUUCAUGCUUUCUUGGCGGCUGGCACUGGCUGCUCUUCCAUUCUCGCUCAUGUUUUUGAUUCCUGGAAUUGGAUUUGGGAAGGUGCUCAAGGACUUGGGAGCUGAGACAAACGGUGCCUAUAGGGUUGCUGGAGGGAUUGCGGAACAAGCAAUCUCAUCCAUCCGUACAGUUUAUUCGUAUGUUGGGGAAAAUCAAACACUAAAAAAGUUCAGUAUUGCUCUUGAAAAAAGUACAGAGCUCGGCAUAAAACAAGGUUUCACAAAGGGACUGCUCAUGGGGAGCAUGGGAAUGAUUUAUGCUGUUUGGGCUUUUCAGGCUUGGGUUGGUAGCAAACUUGUUACUGAGAGAGGAGAAAAAGGUGGUCUUGUUUUUAUUUCUGGAAUCUGUGUAAUUCUGGGAGGAUUGGCCAUUAUGAAUGCGCUUCCAAAUCUCUCUUUUAUCACCCAGGCUACUGAUGCUGCUACCAGAAUACUUGAAAUGAUUGACCGCAUUCCCGCCAUUAACUCUGAAGAUGAAAGGGGAAAAGUUUUAGCAUAUGUGAAGGGCGAUAUCGAAUUUAGAAAAGUUGAUUUCUGCUAUCCAUCAAGACCUGAUACCCCAGUUCUUCAAGGACUCAACCUUAAAGUCCAAGCUGGUAAGAUGGUGGGUCUUGUUGGAGGCAGUGGUUCUGGCAAGUCAACAAUCAUUUCUUUACUUGAAAGAUUUUAUGAUCCGGUAAAAGGAGAUAUUCUCGUUGACGGAUACAAGUUAAAUAAAUUUCAGCUGCAAUGGUUGAGAUCCCAGAUGGGACUGGUCAAUCAAGAGCCAAUUCUCUUUGCAACAUCCAUAAAAGAGAAUAUUUUAUUUGGAAAGGAAGGAGCUUCAAUGGAACAUGUAAUAAGUGCAGCUAAGGCUGCAAAUGCACAUGACUUCAUUGUCAAACUCCCCCUAGGAUUUGACACUCAAGUUGGGCAAUUUGGAGUUCAAUUGUCUGGAGGACAAAAGCAAAGGAUUUCUAUAGCAAGAGCAAUAAUCAGAGACCCAAAAAUUCUUUUGCUUGAUGAAGCCACAAGUGCUUUGGAUGCGCAAUCUGAAAAAGUUGUGCAAGAAGCCUUGGACCAAGCUUCACAAGGAAGAACAACAAUUGUCAUAGCUCACCGCCUCACCACAAUCCGCAAGGCUGAUUUGAUAGUGGUUCUUCAAUCAGGUAGAGUGGUGGAAAUGGGAUCUCAUGAGGAUUUGGUCCACAAGAACGAUGGAGAAGGUGGAGUAUACAGUAAAAUGCUGCAAUUGCAGCAACAAGCAAUGCAGAAUGGUCCUGACAUUUCCUAUCAUCCAGAGGAUAUUAUAAUCAAACAUCCACGAACUCCACAUACACCAAAUAGUGUGAGAUCAAGCUUGCAAAACAGCCCUGCACUGAGGAGUGCGAGAUCAAGCUGGCAAAACAGCCCGGUACCAAGGAAUGUAAGAUCAAGCUGGCAAAACAGCCCGGCAUAUCCAAUCACCCCAAUAUUCUCCAUCAGCAUUACAAACUCCUUUCAAGCGGGCCAGUAUGAUGAAUUUGACGAUGAAAUGUCACAAGACAGCUCUUAUCCUUCCUCUUCUACUUGGUGUUUAUUUAAAAUGAAUGCACCUGAGUGGAAGCAAGCAAUACUAGGGUGUCUGGGGGCUGCUGGCUUUGGAUCUAUUCAGCCAAUUCAUGCCUAUUGCUUAGGAACAGUUGUAGCAGUUUACUUCCAAACAAACAAUUCCACCAUCAAAUCAGAAACCAGAUUCUACUGCUACAUCUUCUUAAGCCUAGCAGUUUUCAGCUUCAUUGCUAAUCUCCUCCAACAUUACAAUUUUGCAGUUAUGGGAGAGCGUUUAUCCAAAAGGGUUCGAAUAAAAAUGCUCGAAAAAAUUCUCACCUUUGAGAUAGGGUGGUUUGAUCAGGAUGAAAACACAAGUGCUGCCAUCUGUGCACGGCUAACCACUGAAGCAAACAUGGUUAGAUCCCUAACUGCAGAUCGUAUAUCAUUGUUGGUUCAGGUCUUUUUCAGUGCCUCCAUAGCUUUUGUGAUUGGACUGAUAGUGACAUGGAGGAUAGCCAUUGUAAUGAUUGCGAUACAACCUUUGCUCAUAGGAAGCUUCUAUUCAAGGAGUGUUCUAAUGAAGAGUAUGUCUAUAAAAGCACAGAAAGCACAGGCUGAGGGCAGCCAACUAGCUAGUGAAGCUGCUUUCAACCACAGAACUAUCACUGCAUUUUCCUCUCAGAAUAGGAUAUUAAAUCUGUUUGGAGAUGCAAUGAGAGGGCCUAGGAAGGAGAACAUCAAACAGUCAUGGAUUUCAGGUUUUGGUCUGUUCAGCUCCCAAUUCUUGACAACAGCUGCAAUAGCCUUGACUUAUUGGUAUGGGGGGAGGCUAAUGAAUCAAAAUUUAGUAUCGGCAAAACACCUGUUUCAAGUUUUCUUCAUCUUAAUGAGCACUGGUAAAAACAUUGCAGAUGCAGGAAGCAUGACUUCUGAUCUAGCAAGAGGGGGGAGAGCCAUCAAAUCAAUAUUCUCCAUCCUAGACAGAGAAAGUGAAAUUUCAUCAGAAGAGCUUGAAGGGAUAAAAAAGACUUUCAAGGGUCACAUAGAACUAAAGAAUGUUGUAUUUGCUUACCCAGUCAGGCCUGACCAGAUGAUCUUCAAGGGCCUGAAUCUCAAGAUAGAAGCUGGAAAAACAAUGGCACUAGUGGGACAGAGUGGUUCUGGAAAAUCCACUGUCAUUGGCUUGAUUGAAAGAUUUUACGACCCACUAAAUGGAUCAGUAUCCAUAGAUGGAUGUGACAUCAAGCUCUAUAAUUUGAGAAAGUUGAGGUCACAAAUAGCUUUAGUAAGCCAGGAGCCUACUCUUUUUGGAGGAACCAUCCAUGAAAACAUAGUCUAUGGUAAAGAAAAUGCAACAGUAGCUGAAGUAAGAAAGGCAGCAAAGCUUGCCAAUGCUCAUGAAUUUAUAAGCUCUAUGGAAGAGGGAUAUGAGACUUACUGUGGAGAAAGAGGAGUUCAACUAUCAGGAGGGCAGAAGCAGAGGAUAGCACUUGCACGAGCGAUACUAAAGAACCCAACAAUCCUUCUGCUGGAUGAAGCAACCAGUGCACUUGAUAGUGUGUCAGAGAAUUUAGUCCAGGAAGCACUGGAGAAGAUGAUGGUUGGCAGAACAUGUGUUGUUGUAGCUCACAGGUUGUCAACUAUACAAAAAGCAGACUCCAUUGCUGUGAUAGUGAAUGGGAAAGUAGCAGAAAAAGGAUCACACCAUGAGCUACUUGCUAUCGGACGUGGCGGUGCCUACCAUUCUCUGAUAAAAGUGCAAAGCAAUCAGUCUCCACACCAUUUGUCCAUGCAGGUGUAA